Calypte anna (Anna's hummingbird) is the source of this 2454-nucleotide messenger RNA. RefSeq names its product SRY-box transcription factor 18 (gene SOX18). The record is from RefSeq and is a predicted model, not a curated record. Bases 189 to 1451 code for a protein of 420 amino acids. Gene Ontology annotation, biological process: positive regulation of transcription by RNA polymerase II; lymphangiogenesis; vasculogenesis. Gene Ontology annotation, molecular function: RNA polymerase II cis-regulatory region sequence-specific DNA binding; DNA-binding transcription factor activity, RNA polymerase II-specific. NCBI's taxonomy places the organism in Eukaryota, Metazoa, Chordata, Aves, Apodiformes, Trochilidae. The transcript has 2 exons.
CAAAAAAACAAGAAAAAGAAAAGAAACCAAAACAAAGCAAGCCGACCCCAAAUCCCCCCGAAGCGCAGGCGAGGGAGGUGAGCGGCGGAGCUGCUGCUCGGCGGCUGCGGGACUCGGCGGGACGCGGCGGGACACGGUUCUUUCUCCGGCACCCGGUCGGGUCGGACACAAAGUGCCGUCCAGCUGGAAUGAAUAUAUCUGAGUCUAACUACUGCCGAGAGGAGAUAUCGCAACCCCGGGGCGACUGUUCAUGGGUCACCGCCGCCGUGCCGGCCGCUGAGCCCGGGCUCGCCUUCCCCGCGCCCCCGGGAGCCGCCUCCCCCGCCAGCCGCACGCCCAGCCCCGAGCCCGGCUUCGCUUUCGGCCCCGGCCCCGGAGCGGCCCCCGGUGCGGCCCCCGGCGCGGCCCCCAGCCGCACGCCCAGCCCCGAGCCGGGCUAUGGAUACAGCCCCCCGGCUGGCCGCGCCGAGGGCAAGGCUGGAGAGGAUUCCCGCAUCCGCCGGCCCAUGAACGCAUUCAUGGUCUGGGCCAAGGAUGAGCGCAAGAGGCUGGCUCAGCAGAACCCCGACCUGCACAACGCCGUGCUCAGCAAGAUGCUGGGCCAGUCAUGGAAAGCCCUGAGCGCCAGUGACAAACGUCCCUUUGUGGAAGAGGCCGAGCGGCUGCGAAUCCAACACCUCCAGGAUCACCCCAACUACAAGUACCGCCCAAGGAGAAAGAAGCAAGCCAAGAAAAUCAAGAGGAUGGAACCCAAUAUCCUCCUGCAUAACCUUUCCCAGCCUUGCAGUGACAACUUCAGCAUGAGUCACCAUGGCAGCAGCCAGCCGGGCCACCCCCAGCCUCCCCCACUUAACCACUUCAGAGAACUCCACUCCAUGGGGUCGGAUAUUGAAAACUAUGGCUUGCCAACUCCCGAGAUGUCUCCCUUGGAUGUCUUGGAACAGACCGAGCCGGCCUUUUUCCCUCCUCACAUGCAGGAUGACUGCAACAUGAUGCCCUUUCGAGGCUACCACCACCAUCACCAGAUGGAGUUUCCCCAGGAGAAGUGCAUGGGGCGGGACGUGGCGGUGCCCUACGCGCAGACCCCCUCGCACUUGGCCGACGCCAUGAGGACUCCCCAUCCCUCCAGCCUAUACUACAACCAGAUGUGCUCGGGAACUCAGAACGGGCUUUCAGCCCACCUGGGCCAACUCUCCCCCCCCCCAGAAGCCCACCACAUGGAGAGCGUGGAUCACUUGAACCAAACCGAGCUGUGGACGGACGUUGACCGCAACGAGUUUGACCAAUAUUUGAACAUGAGCAGGACUCGUCCCGAAGCCUCGGGACUUCCUUAUCAUGUCUCCCUCUCCAAAGUGACUCCUAGAAGCAUCUCCUGUGAGGAGAGCAGCUUGAUAUCUGCCCUGUCCGACGCCAGCAGCGCCGUUUACUAUAGCCCCUGCAUCACCGGUUAGGUUGGCCCCGAGGUCCUUGCACCAGGAGAGUCCUGACUCUCCUCUGGAAAAAAAAGGCAGAAAAAGAAAAAAAAAAAAGAAAAAAAAAAAAAAAAGCCAUCCUCCUUUAACCACGAGCUCCAUAAUAUUUAGAGUAUCUCAUUAAAUGCAUCGCUUUCUUUGGGUUUUGUUCGGUUUGGGGUUUGUUUUGGGUUUCUUUUUGGUUUUGUUUUUAGAGAACAAACAUGCUGAACUCACUGAUAUACCAUAUACCUAUAACCACAGAUAGACGCCUUUUCCCACCCCCCUCUCCAUCCAGCCCCCCCUGGAGCUGCAGCUCCCACCACCUCCAAGGGGAUUUUUGAAGCCCAUUUGAAUAAAUCCUGCCUGAAACAACCAGCACCAAGAAGAGGCAAAGCAAACUGCCCCCCCCUGCUUAACCCGAGGGCAGGAGAACUUGUGGGGAGGGGGAAAUAAUUUAGGAAGACUUUGCCAGGGCUGUUAAAGAGUUGGCACCCUAUAGGGGUGGGUUUUAGGACAGUUUUUACUGUAUUCUCAGCAAUAUAUUUUAAUUGGGCAACAAAACUAUAUUUUUACUAAGCAUUUUUAUAUAUAAAAUGGUAUUUAAUGUCUUUCGGGGUUGUUUUUUGGUUUUGUUUUUUUUUUAUUAGACUUUUUAAAAAUAAAUCAAGGGAUAUCCAUGAGAUCUAAAGCAUUUAUGUAGCAAAGCUGGAUUUUAAGGAAAAAAAAAACAAAAAAACAAACAAAAAAAAAAAACCAAGGGGGAGGGGGAAGGGGAUAUUUUGUGAAAAGGGAAUGACAAUGUAAAUAUUGUGGCACAAUUGACUGGAAUUUUGUACAAAAGAAAAAUAUGACUGCAAACACUUUUAUUGUCUAGAACUGUACGGAGAGCAAACUGUUUUAUACUGGUUAAUUAUUAAAACAUCUUCAUAUAAUUGCUCCCAUCUUGUGUGCUUGUUGUGUGAACACAUAUUUUCCGCAAAUACAUGUUGUCCCAACCAUU